AUGCCGCCCGCUGGGCCCGCCCGCCGGGUCAACGCAUCUUGGGCGCAGUUCCGCACGGUAACGAACAUCCGUGCACCCCGAAAUACCACCCCUCAGCUUCUCUUGCCGCUGCCACAGAGCAGGCUGGCAGCUCCGGCACCCGGCGCGGCAGCGACGGACCCGGCCGUGGGGCCGCCACAAGCGCGCCAGUCGUGCACCCGGCGAAACCCGGGGAGAGCGCUUAUAAAGGGUGGAGCGUAUGGGCGGCGCGUCCGAACGCGAGGCUUGCGAUGGCGUAGGCGGGCAGCAAUCGUGUGUCGCGGCGAGCAAAAAAACUGGCGAGCGGGCGCGCAGGAAAGCGAGAACACGGUUUUGGACCAGGACAAGACACAAAGCAAUCUCACUUGGACGGGUCAUACAGGUUGGGCCAUGUCGUAUAACAACACGAUGACAUCGAACGGGACGGAGAUGCGGAGUCCGGUGUAUUUGGGGCCGGAGCAGGCGGCGGGCAGGCCGGCAGCGGCGAAGGCUGUGGACACGGUGCUCCAAGAGGGCUUCGGGGCGGGCCAGGGGGUGGUGCAGGGCACGGUGAACUCUCAGACGCUGGAGAGCCUGCGGCAACACACGCGGAACGCGUCGACGUUUAGCAGCACGAGUGCGGGGCUGGGCAGGACGCGCGCGUCGCUGCAGCGGCAGCGGGCGGGGCAGACGGACCCGCGGUCGCCGCUCGUGACGCUGAUGCCGGUGAACGCGAACCCGACGGAGGUGCUGGCAGGCCGCUUUGCGUCGUGGCGGGCGGUGAUCAAGGCCAUCAUCGUGUACUUGACGGAAACGGCGUCGAUCCAGGACGAGCUGGUGCGACAGCACCUGCGGCUGUCGCACGCGGUGAGCUUUCCGUUUUUCUCGGUAGAGAACGUGCGGCAGCCGAGCACGCCGGAGGAGAAGGCGAUUCAACAGUUCUUUUUGCCGCUGGGCAGCGGCUCGAUCCAGGACCUGCCUACGAUUCUCACGGGCUACCACGCGCAGAUGGCGUCAAUGGCGUCGAAGGCGUCGAAGGAGUUGACGAACGAGGUGAUUCCGCGCCUAGAGGACAUGCGGAGGGAUUUGCUGGUCAAGAUCAAGGAGAUCAAGUCGCUCCAGAGCGACUUCAAGAACUCGUGUGCCAAAGAGGUGAGCGAGACGAAGCAGAUGUUGCGGACGUUCCACGAGUCUGUGGAGCAGGCGCGAUACGGCACGCCGAAGAGCGACCCGUACUUGACGCGCAUCUUGCUGGACAAGCAGCUAAAACGGCAGCUCGCGGAGGAGAACUUCUUGCACCAGGCGUUCAACAACCUACAGGCUUCGGGCAAAGAGCUCGAAAAAGUCGUGGUUAUGGAGAUCCAGAGCGCGCUAACGGUGUACGCAAGAAUUUUGGGCCGCGAGGCGCAGCUCGUCUUCGACUCCGUGAUCACGAAAUUGGACAUGGGAUUUCUCAGCCGUGAUCCUGUCUUCGAGUGGGACGACUUCAUCGCGCGGGACCCCAACUUCGUGGAGCCGAGCGUGCCCAUGCGGAGUCUGAAAGACAUCACUUACAAGCAUCAGUACGACCCGUUGACUUACAAACUUCAGUGCGGUUUCCUAGAGAGACGUUCCAAAUUUCUUAAGUCAUACUCCCGGGGGUUUUACGUUUUGACGCCCUCAUUUCUACAUGAGUUCAAAACCUGUGACCGGAAGAAAGACGUUUCCCCCGUGAUGUCAUUAUCGUUGAGCGAUUGUACAGUAGCAGAACACUCCAAGAGAGAUUCCUCUGACUUCAAGUUUAUCCUUCACGCCAAACAAAAUGGGAUUAUCCAUAGGGGCCACAACUGGGUGUUCAGAGUUGAUUCCUACGAUACUAUGAUGGAGUGGUUCAACAAUAUCAAGAAGCUAACAUCCAUUAGUAACCCAACAGAAAAGGCGAAGUGGAUUACCGAGCAUUUAAACCUGGAUGUCAAUGGCAGGCCAAAGAGACACUCUUUGUUACGUGAUAACCAAUCCACGACCACCACGCGAACUAGCUCAAACCUGGACUCGCCGAACAACGCUGUUCAGUAUAUGCCGAACUAUGACGGGCAUACGAAUACAAAUACCACAUUAUCCAGUCCGGGAACAAGCUAUAUCCUGGAGUCACCGGGAGGGGCCACAAUACAGAUACCCCUGUCUAAUAAGAAGGAGGCUAAUAAUAGCCUUCUGCCUCCGAAACCUGUAUCGUAG
Molecule: messenger RNA, 2211 nt
Organism: Eremothecium gossypii ATCC 10895
Lineage: Eukaryota; Fungi; Ascomycota; Saccharomycetes; Saccharomycetales; Saccharomycetaceae
Product: SLM1 family PH domain-containing protein
Exons: 1
Coding region: 1-2211 (736 amino acids)
Source: RefSeq, marked provisional